AUGGAGCAAAUAGGUGCUAUUUUAAAAGAAAGAGUAGAAGAGCUCCAAAAACUAUAACAAAAUGUAUCACUUAGCCAAAAAGAUCCUUUAUCAAUGAAGGAUUGCUUAAGAGAGCUGUUAAAAGCGAAAAAGUAAGAAAAGAUUAGGGCUGCAAAAGAGCAAAAUGUACUUGAAAUAAUAUUUAGUUCUAGAUCUUUGAAUAAAUAGCAACGCAUAGUAUUUGAAAAAGUUUCUUAUGAUGUAAUGAAAUGCAUUUAUCCUAAUUUGCAAAUCAGGACAGUUUUUAGUGGAAAGCUUCCUUAAAUUUUAGAAUUAUUCACACAGUUUUUUGUUGCGAUUGACAUGAAAUAAAAGGCAAAUGAAAUCUUCAAGAUAUUUUCUAAUAACUUGUGUAACAAAUUCUCAUUUAUCUGCUUGCUGCUUAAUAUUUUGAUUGAUACUGUAAAAAAAAAAUUAUCUAAUUUCAUUAAAGUAGAGGCAGAAGAAGUAACGAAAUAACUUGGGAAAAUUCAAAUAAGUCCAAAAAAAGAAUCGAACCUUCUGAACCCUAAUUUAGUUGCUCCUCAAUUACCUUAUUAGAAUACACAAAGAUAGAUAUAAAAACAAUCAAAUAGAAUUACUAAUGAGAAUUAAACAGAUGGAAAAAGCUCAACAAUUUUGAUUAAUUUAAACGAAAAUACAAUUCCAAAUAAAAAUUCCAACAUCAUUCUAAUACAAAAUUCAAAUUAAAUUUUAGAGUAAGAUGAUAAAGUCAAGUAAACGAUUAAAAGCGACUGCAAUAGUAAAGGUGCUGUUAACAACUAAACUAAUUCUUUUUAUAAUUUUAUAUUUGAUAACAUUGAUAAAAAUUCAGUUUGUGAACCUAUUGUGCCCUCCUCACCAACAAAAAUCAAAGAUCUCUUGAAAAAAGAAGAAAAUUUCAGAUAAUUUUUAGGAGACAACCUCAAUAAAGUCGAAUGCUAAUCAAAUUUAAAUAGCCAGAGAAACAAUCUUAUUUAACUAUAAAAACCAUUACCAGCUAGCAGUGCAGCAAUUGUUCAUCCUUUAUCACCAAAUAAGAAAUACACUUAGAUGAUGUUGUAAAGGCCACAAAAUCAUUUUAAUAAGCAAAGAGGAGUUUCUUAAAAUCCAAAUUCUUACUAGCAAAACUCAUAAAGCUUCUAAGGCUAAGGAAACACUUAUUCCACUUCUUCCACAUCAACCAGUGUGCCUAAACGCCAUACAAGCUUAAAGCAACCUCCAAAUCAAGGAUAAAUUUAACAAUUAGAAAGUUUUGUAUAGUAAAUAUAGUAGCCAGAAAUUAACGAAAGUAGUUCUCAAAAUAAUAACAACUUAAGCAGUUAACAAAACAUUAAUAAUUUAAAUUUUCCUUAAAGCAAUAACAAUUUAAGCUUUAAUUAAAAUAACAACACUUCUUAAAACAAUAAUAACAUAUCCAAUACAAAUAAAUGCAUUAUCAAGUAAGUUCCUGAUCGCUUGUAGAAAGAUUAAUUGAAAAUUAACUGGAAUGAUAUUUACAACUUGCUUAAUUAAUAAGGAGGAAGCUAUCAAUUUAACGUAAAAUAUUAGAACUCGUAAUAUAAUUAAACUAUUCGUGAUUUUUUCGGAAUGUUUUUUAACAGAUUCAUGGAGAUUUACAAAACUUCUUGUACUGUAAUCUAUGAAUUAGAUGUUUAUUAUCCUUAUUAAAUGAAGACUUAAUUAAAGAAAUCAAACACAAACCCUAAAGACUGGGCAAGCAUGAACAUAAAUAAUAUUUUGAUGUGCAUGCUUAUUAAAAAUUCACAUGUGAAAUAGUCAAUCACUUAGUACAAUGAGUAAUUUACUUAGUACAAAAAAAAGAGGAAAAACAAUUCAAGAAAUAGUUAAUAAAAUAACUAUAAUCAUAUUAAUAGCCUAAUUAACAAGAAUGCGAAUAACAGUACCUUAGCUUUUCUAAACAACAAAAUAUAAAUAUCAAAUAUUUAUCCAAAAACUUAAAACUAAAAUUCAUAAUAAGAUUAAUCUUAUAUUGAACCGAACUAUGCUAAGCCGUUAAAACGAUACUCAUUUCUUAAAUAAUAAGCUAAUACUUAGAGACCUAUUGAUAACGCUACUCAAAAUUGCAACCAAAAAGCAAUAUCUUGUAACACUAUGCAAAAUCUAAAACAAACAACAUAGACAAUGGCUACUUAGCAAUCAUAAUUAAAUGAAGAUAUAGAUAUACCUUUUUAUUAUCAAAAUAAUAUCACUAAAUUACCCUCACUUAACACUUAAAAUCAAAGUGGUGAUUAGCAAAAGUAAUAAUAGAAACAACAAACAUAAAAUUAAGGGAGUGAUAAAGAUAGAAGCAGUUCUUUAAAUAAGACUUUUCAAGAUAAGAAUUAAUAAAACUAUGCUUUUGAGGAUGCAGCAAUACUAAAAUAGCAAAAUAAUACUUACUUAAUUGGUAGUUCUUAGAUAAGAACAAGACAAAAAAAUCACUAGAGAUCGAUUUCAGAGUUUAGAAAGAAGCUAAAUAUUCUUAAUAACAGCGAUAUCAACAGAAAUAACGAAAACUAGCCAUAUUCUAACAAUACUGCAGAUAUAAAUUAUAAAAUCAUUAAAAUAAAUUAAUAGAAAAAUAUUUAAUAUCAGCCUGAAUCUUUUGUUAAUGCUUUGAACUCAUACAGCAACUAAGAUAUUCUACUUCAAAAGAAAGAUUUUACUCCUAGCAAAAUAAAUAGAAGAUUUAAUUUAUCCUCUUUACCUGAUAAACCAGAAAGCUAGUGCAGUAAUGAAACAAGCUAAAAAGACUUUAAAGAUUAAACAGAUUACAUACAAAAAAUUAAAGAACUCUAAAAAAAUAUCUAAAUAUGCAGUAUUAAUUUGGGAAGUGAGCAAAGGAAACUGAAUGAGGCUGGUUAUUUGCUAAAUCUUCCAAGUUACAGAUAAAAGAACAAUAAAAGUGAGAUGAAUACACCAAUAAAAUCUAGAAUUAGCUAAACAAAUAGACCAAGAGAGUAUUCAUGUAAUAGUAAUUACAAUAACAGUAAUAACUAAAACAACAACUCAAAUUUGAACUUAAGUAAUAAUAAUUGCUUCAACAUUUAAAUCUUAAACAACAAUGAAAAUAAUUCUAGCUAAUCAUAACUUAAUAAAUCUGCUGUAAGCUUCUCAAAUAAAAAGUUUACUUCUUAAAAUAUAAUAAAUAACUCCUAUGCUAGAUAGCUUAGUAGAUUGAUUCAUAAAUCUUAUGAUUAUCCUGUAAAUAUAAUUGAAGACUAAAAAAUGAGACAUCAACAGCUAACUGAGUCUAUUCUAUAAGAGUCUUAUCCUCUCCUCCAUAUAAAUAAUAGCAAGAAAAUACUUUAAUCAAGUGAGUUCUCUUAGUCGCAAAUUAUCUAAAACUCUCAUUUGUAUCCAAGCGUCUCAAAGUUAGCUUCAAAAAUCUAAGAGCAGUGA
Tetrahymena thermophila SB210 is the source of this 3423-nucleotide messenger RNA. RefSeq lists its product as hypothetical. The record is from RefSeq and is a predicted model, not a curated record. The transcript has 4 exons. NCBI's taxonomy places the organism in Eukaryota, Ciliophora, Oligohymenophorea, Hymenostomatida, Tetrahymenidae.